Molecule: messenger RNA, 3450 nt
Organism: Exophiala bonariae
Lineage: Eukaryota; Fungi; Ascomycota; Eurotiomycetes; Chaetothyriales; Herpotrichiellaceae
Exons: 1
Coding region: 1-3450 (1149 amino acids)
Biological process (GO): positive regulation of transcription by RNA polymerase II; transmembrane transport; metal ion transport
Cellular component (GO): nucleus; membrane
Molecular function (GO): transcription cis-regulatory region binding; protein binding; metal ion transmembrane transporter activity
Source: RefSeq, a predicted model, not a curated record
AUGUCGCGCCAGGAAGGUGUUAGACUCGAUCCUCGCCAAGUACGAGUCGCGCUUUCAAAGGCAAUCAAACCUGAAGAGACCGCAGAUCUGAAAACUCUUCUCGAAGAUCCUCAUGUUGUUCAGAGUACCGAUGUAAAUGACCUGCGUGAGCUUCUCGGAAGGGCAAUCGGCCAUGGAAAUGACGUGGCCGUCAAGCUUCUCCUUGAGGCAGGCGCAAAGACCGAUGUUACUGCUGGCAAUGGGCCCAUUCAUCGCUCGAUUAGAAGUCAGAAGAACAAGACGCGAAACACCAUCAUCAAUCUCCUCCUUGAUUAUAACAGCGAUAUCGACUUCAGGGACGCUGAUGGGAGGACUCCCUUCAUGGCGGCGGCCCUUCGGGGUCAGGCUGACAUCGUUACUACGCUGUUGGAGCGAGGCGCAGAUCCAGACGCGAUAGACAACAAUGGUAAGAACAUUCUUCAUCGAAUGGCGUCCGAAGUUCCUCCGACCGUGAAAUGGAAUUCAGAUAUGUUGUCGAUAAUCUUGGCUCAAGUGAAAAAUCUUCAACAGCGCGACAACGAUAGUCGAACUCCACUUCUCUGGGCAGCAGCAAAGGGUUCAACUCAGCUGGCAGGUGUAUUACUGCCCAGCAAAGGCACGAAACUUGCAAAUAUCACCGAUACCAAUGAUCAGGGUCACACCGCACUCCAUCUCGCUGCCAAGAACGACCAACCAGCGAUGAUCAAACUUCUCCUCAAUUCUGGCGCAAACAUAGAAGCAAGAAGUGACGGCGCUUGGACACCACUGCUCAUGGCCGCGGAAGCUGGUUCUGAGGCGGCCAUUGAUGCUUUGUUGACGCACAGUCAAAGUGCCAAUGUCAAUGCUCGAACGUCCUCUGGCAUGACGGCUUUGCAUUGGGCAGCUGAGAAUGGGAAGCUGGCUGCAGUUCAGAGGAUAUUGAAAGUGCCACAUGUUUACAAGAACACAAAAGACAGCUUCGACAGUACACCUCUCAUUCGAGCGGCUCAAAAUGGGCAUUGGAAUAUUGUGGAUGAACUUCGUCCUCACGUACUGGAGGGACCAAACGAUCGCACAGCACGAAAAGCCUGUGAACGGUUUAGAGCGGCAGUGGUCAGCUUCUUUAUUGACGAGAAACAACCCACAGGGCUGAGAAGUAAAGUGGACAAGCAUACUGUUUGGCAGAUCCUAUAUGCCAAGGUGAAGGAUUCAGAAAAGUUUGCGAUUCCGACUGUCUUCGAGAAUAUCGAAACCAAAAAGCCCGAUUUCCGCUGGAUCCAUCUACCAGCGAACAACAUUUCCUGGCUCGAGGCUCUCUUGACCAAACAUUUCUUAGAAGGAAAAUCAAAAGACCUCUCAGCUUUAAGAUCGAUCUUAAGGCUCCUCGGACGCCAGCAGCAUCGAGGUGCUAAAGUCCAUUCACGAUUCAUGCGGCCAUCAUGCAAACGAGUUGGUUUAGGUUCAAGAAGGCCUAUGGAUGUUGCCUCCGCUGCAUCUCGAAGAUCGUCUCAUUCGAAUCGUGGAGAACUCAAUGCAGCGCUCCAGAGUUCGUAUCGACCGCCGACACGGGAGCCUCCUACUCAACAGCCUCCUUCCAACUCCCAGUCCCAUUUGCAGCCCCAGGCUCAGGCCCAAGCGACACAAGAAGAGGAUAUGGUGGUUUUGUUCUUGCCAUACUUGCACUGGGAGACGGAUGAAAACAGGAGAUCACUAACGGAAUCCAUUAAAGCACCACCUGGAAACACCAUUUCACUCGACGACAAUGAAAUAUGGCAUAUUCCUAAGGAUGUUCUCCUCAUUCAUGGUUACCCAGUGUCACGUUCUACUGAUCUCCAUCCGCGACGUACUUUGGAUCAGUUCAAGCAUCACAGCACCGACACCGAACCUCAGGAUGUAGAUCAAGUUGUGUAUCGAUACUGUGACAAUAACCAUCAAGAACUGAAGGUCUACAUGGUCGACCAGCUUUGGCUUUUCACCAUUGGUGAUCUCCUGAUAACUUGCUUCCCAGAAAGAUGGGGCCAACCGCGGCGUGACCCGCUCAAUCUAUUUGACGGAGUUGUCGAAGACAUCAACUCGACCACACGGCCCCCUGUUCGGAAUGUUUAUGAGCUUGCAACACUCAUCACAGAAAGAUGCUGUGGCAUCUUUGAUCGCCAUCAAUGGGGAAAUGAUGAAUUAUUAUUUGCCGAGAUGUUCGAAUUGAGUAUUGGGCUCUUGACGCGCAAGGAAACAGCGUUGUUUCGGCGAUUCAAGAGCGACUCAGUAGUGGCAGCACACUGGUUGAGAGCACACGGGAAAAACAGCGCGAUCUAUGAACAGCAACUCAUCGAUGCCCAGGAGGCAUACGCCUCAGAGCAAGAGCUAUACAUCGCCGAAGAUGAUGUUGGGGCAACUCCAGGUCAAAAUCGCAGGGGCGAAUCCGAUCUCGAUGCAGAAGAAUUUGUCAACAAACUGCUUAACAUAGAUGAAGAAGCCGCUUUGCUAGUUGAGUGCAAGGACAUCCAAGACGAGCUUGAAAUUAUUGCAAAUGUUCUUCGUCAGCAAAAACAGGUCUUGAAGAGUAUGGAAGAUGAGUUUCGGACUUCAAAGAUGAUCCCCUACAAUCAGCGUCUCGAUCUGUAUGGUAAGCUAGGUGAGCAGCAAAGAAAUGUGGAAGCUGAUAUCCUUGACGUUACCCGCAUGAAUCGACAAGCCAAAAGUGUGAAUGACGAUUUAACUCAGGUACUCGAUCUGAAACAGAAACAUGCCAACGCCGUCGAAGCACGAUUUCAGCGAUAUCAAGCUCAAGAAGCAACUAGACAGGGGCAAACCAUCAUGGUCUUCACUGUCGUAACCAUUGUCUUCCUGCCUCUAAGUUUCUUGGCGAGUUUAUUCACGAUCAAUAUCAUCGAAUUUCCACGGCCCCAGAACGCUGAUGGGGGAGAACUUCAUCUCAGAUGGGUUUUGAAGUAUAUUCUAGGAAUAGGCUUAGGCGUUAGCGUCCCACUGAUCCUAUUCGCCUUCGUUGUCGGCGAUUUGAAGGCAUGGUGGGUUGAGCGAAGGCUGAACAAAUAUCACAUCAAGAGGCGUCAAAAUGGGCAGGGCCAGCAGUUGACGGAUGUAGGCAGUGAGAGGAACCAAGUCGAUAUCACCCAGCGCUUUAGCUGGAAGUGGAACAUCUUGAGGAAGAGGCGGACGAAUGUCAACCAGCACGACUCAGCUCAUGACGAAACAGUGAAUCCCAGCAUACGACCAUCGGCAAGUUCUAUCCUGCACCCUCGGGCUUCAAAGCAUUCAGUCGUGAAUACACAGAACCUGGUCAAACCCAUACCAGGAAGGAAUCCAAUGUCGAGCAUGGAAUCUCAAGAUCGAGCUGCGAAUCCUUUUCGAAGACUUCGUAGAAUCGCUACCGAGAGGACGGAGAAAUCGGUUGCAACGCAGGACUUGGAAGUUGGCAGAACAUAUGGUGGAUGA